GCUCAAAGGUACCCCUUUGAUUUAAAAAAAAAAAAAUGCCUUUUAAAGCAUUUGAUACCUUCAAAGAAAAAUUUGUAAAACCUGGGAAGGAAGGAGUGAAGAACGUCGUGGGAGAUUCGCUGGGGAUUUUGCAAAGAAAAAUUGAUGGGACCAGUGAGGAAGAGGAUACCCUUGAGCUGAAUGAAGAAGGAAGGCCAGUUCCGGUGUCCAGGUCGAGUCACCCCCUCUGCGACUGCCACUGCUGUGGUGUCCCCAAACGUUACAUCAUCGCCAUCAUGAGCGGGCUGGGGUUCUGCAUUUCCUUUGGGAUUCGGUGCAAUCUUGGAGUUGCCAUCGUGGAAAUGGUCAACAACAGCACUGUGUAUGUUGAUGGAAAACCAAAAAUCCAGAUAGCACAGUUUAACUGGGAUCCGGAGACAGUGGGCCUUAUCCAUGGAUCUUUUUUCUGGGGUUAUAUUGUGACACAGAUUCCAGGCGGUUUCAUUUCAAACAAGUUUGCUGCUAACAGGGUCUUUGGUGCGGCCAUUUUUCUCACAUCGACUUUGAACAUGUUCAUUCCUUCUGCUGCCAGAGUGCAUUACGGCUGUGUCAUGUGUGUCAGAAUCUUACAAGGUCUCGUGGAGGGUGUGACCUACCCAGCCUGCCAUGGCAUGUGGAGUAAGUGGGCACCACCUUUGGAGAGAAGCAGACUGGCUACAACCUCAUUUUGUGGUUCCUACGCGGGGGCGGUGGUCGCCAUGCCCUUGGCUGGUGUGCUUGUGCAGUACAUUGGAUGGUCCUCAGUCUUUUAUAUUUAUGGUAUGUUUGGGAUUAUUUGGUACAUGUUUUGGCUGUUGCAGGCCUAUGAGUGUCCGGCAGCUCAUCCAACAAUAUCCAACGAGGAGAGAACAUAUAUAGAAACAAGCAUUGGAGAAGGGACACAUAUAGUCAGUUUAAGUGUGGGUCUCUUGUCAGCUGUCCCACACAUGGUGAUGACGAUCAUCGUGCCCAUUGGAGGACAAUUGGCCGACUAUUUAAGAAGUCGAAAAAUCUUGACCACAACAGCUGUCAGGAAAAUCAUGAACUGUGGAGGCUUUGGCAUGGAGGCGACCUUACUUCUGGUGGUUGGCUUCUCCCACACCAAAGGGGUGGCCAUCUCCUUUCUGGUACUUGCUGUGGGAUUCAGUGGCUUUGCUAUUUCAGGUUUCAACGUCAAUCACCUGGACAUUGCUCCUCGUUAUGCCAGCAUUCUCAUGGGGAUUUCAAAUGGAGUGGGAACCCUCUCUGGAAUGGUCUGUCCUCUCAUUGUUGGGGCAAUGACCAAGCAUAAGACCCGGGAGGAAUGGCAGAAUGUGUUCCUGAUAGCGGCCCUGGUGCACUACAGUGGUGUCAUCUUCUAUGGAGUCUUUGCUUCCGGGGAGAAACAGGAGUGGGCUGACCCUGAGAAUCUCUCAGAGGAUAAAUGUGGAAUCAUUGACCAAGAUGAAUUAGCUGAGGAGACAGAACUCAACCACGAGAGUUUUGUGGGUCUCCAGAAGAAGAUGUCUUAUGGGGCCACUACUCAGAAUAGUGAAGUCAGGAAGAAUGAGUGGAGAGGGCAGAGAGGAGAGACUGUCGAUGAGGAAGAGCUGACAUCCUACCAGAAUGAAGGGAAUCUCCCAGCUACAUCCUAAUGCCUGAGGGACACUUCACCUCCUCACUGUUGAACCAGAAAGUAUCCAUCCCUAUAGCCUU
Elephantulus edwardii (Cape elephant shrew) is the source of this 1713-nucleotide messenger RNA. RefSeq names its product solute carrier family 17 (vesicular glutamate transporter), member 8 (gene SLC17A8). Lineage: Eukaryota; Metazoa; Chordata; Mammalia; Macroscelidea; Macroscelididae. The record is from RefSeq and is a predicted model, not a curated record. The coding region runs from base 36 to 1652 and encodes 538 amino acids. Gene Ontology annotation, biological process: regulation of synapse structure or activity; transmembrane transport; synaptic transmission, glutamatergic. Gene Ontology annotation, cellular component: excitatory synapse; synaptic vesicle membrane. The transcript is spliced from 11 exons. Gene Ontology annotation, molecular function: L-glutamate transmembrane transporter activity; neurotransmitter transmembrane transporter activity.